Tachysurus fulvidraco (yellow catfish) is the source of this 845-nucleotide messenger RNA. Its product is annotated as tumor necrosis factor receptor superfamily member 14-like. Lineage: Eukaryota; Metazoa; Chordata; Actinopteri; Siluriformes; Bagridae. Gene Ontology annotation, biological process: defense response to Gram-positive bacterium; signal transduction; positive regulation of peptidyl-tyrosine phosphorylation. Gene Ontology annotation, molecular function: transmembrane signaling receptor activity; protein binding. The record is from RefSeq and is a predicted model, not a curated record. Gene Ontology annotation, cellular component: membrane; external side of plasma membrane. The transcript has 6 exons. Bases 173 to 718 code for a protein of 181 amino acids.
UGACGUUUUUCCUUUCUUUUUUUUUUCCUAAUAUUUUUUGUUGUAUCUAUUUAAAACUAUACCUUUAUCAAUCUGUGGUUAAACUGGAUACUGACAUAUAUCCCGACGAGAACAGCAAUUAAAUUCUUCUCCAACAAAUGAUCUACAUUAGCAGUGUGGCAGUCCAUGAAGAAUGAGGAGGAAACUUUACUUUUUGAGAUGUCACUAUUUUCUGCAGUGUUUUCCAGUUCAGCGGAAACUUUGUGUUCUUGGCAUUUUCUUCCUGAAUAUUGAACUGGGUAUUUGCACUUGUGCACAAGGUGAAUUUGAGAUAAAUGGAGAAUGCUGCCCCAUGUAUUCACCUGGACAACAUGUUAAAAUUCACUGCAGUAAACUCACCAAAACAACGUGUCUGCCGUGUCCUGACUCAACAUACUCUGCUAAACCUAAUGACCGUUCUGUUUGCUCUAAGUGUACCGUGUGCAAAACUGUAAAUGGACUAAGAGUAAAGGCAAAUUGCACACGGACUUCAGAUACAGUCUGUGAGCCAGUGGAGGGAUUUUACUGUACUGAUGAAUACAAAGGCAGCUGCAGAUAUGCAGUGGAACACACAAAAUGCACCCCUGGACAAUACAUAAAGCAGAAAGGUACAGAGGCUUCAGAUACCAUUUGUGAGCCAGGGUUUUAUUCUCCUGAAGGUGUGAACUGCUCUAAAUGGACAGACUGUUCGGUUGAAUGAAGAAGGUACUUCCAUUAGAGAUGUUCAGUGCAAACCAGGAAGGAACAGAUAUGGUCUCAUAGCAGCUUUUCUCACAGCAGCAGUUGUUUUACUGUCAUUUGCAGUUUUAUGUUUAUGUCAAAGAAAA